GUUGUUGGUAUUCCUACCUCAUACUUCGGCUACGAGACGGAUUAACUGAGCUUUGUCUUUGGUGAAGAGGUUAUAAGAAAAUGAGUGUAAGUAGUUUGUUAGUACUUCAUCAGAUGCUGUGGAUUUUGUGCUGUAUACUGAAGGCCUUCGCCGCUGCCUGCAUUGUUGGACUAUGCAUUAACUUUCGGAAGAAGACUGGUGCGAAGUCCGGGUCGGAUUUAGCUGCGGGUAAAUCUGCUAGCAAGGAAAACCGUCCGAUGCCGCGGUCAAAAGCGUCGAAGUCCAAAGUUACGAAGAAGUCAGGAACAUCCACCACUCCAGCCUCCACCGCAGGGCCACCCACAGUUCUUUCAAAGAUAUUUUCACAUAACACAGAUCAAGCUAAAGCACAGCAAAAGUCAACUAGUGUACCAUCGCCAUCGACGGAGAUUUUCUGGAAAGUUAGAAAUAGAAGUAGGUCUCUUGAAGAGUCUACGCCGAUCAAGGAAGAUUUGGGGGACAUACAGUUGGUUCGACCGAAAUAUAAAAGACGAGAUUCUCGUGAGUUUAUGCGGGAACGUCGUACUAUUGAGAAAAGAUCUAGCGCAGAAAUACCCAGUGAAACAUCAAGCAUCGAUGAUACAUUGCAUGGCGUCGAAUCACUGAAGACUGACGUAUUUACCUCAUACGCACCCCGAAUGUCACAAGAAUCUCUGAGAAAGAAGCGUGUAUCUGAACCCAUUACCAAUGAAGUUAAAUAA
Messenger RNA from Cylicocyclus nassatus, 740 nucleotides. The record is from the annotation of a GenBank genome assembly. NCBI's taxonomy places the organism in Eukaryota, Metazoa, Nematoda, Chromadorea, Rhabditida, Strongylidae.